AGGUAUAAUAAGCCUAAAUAAGCAAUGGUGUGAAGUUAGAAACGUUUACGUUGUUAAAUUCAGCAUCAAUCAUGAGCCAAUCAGCGUCGCGGCUGCGAGUCACGUGACGCUCGGCAUGCUUUUGUUGUUAUUCAACUUGUUGCGUCCCGCGCUUGACAGCUCGCGGGUUCGCCUCGCGUGUUUUUCGCAACGAUAAACGUUCCAAGUUCGGUGAAACAGUGAAUUACGAGUGAAGCAAAGACACGGGGCGCGACGAGGGAGGCUGAGGGGGGAUUCAGUCAAGCCUGAAUAAGUGCCAAGUGCUGCGGUUCGCCCGGCGUGUCGUUCGUAACCUCGAAAUCUGGACCCGUAAACACGGUCGGAACGGUCUUGAGGCGUGAGUGAAUGCUGCUCGACAAUGUCCAGGUUUCUUUCCGCUGAAAUUGCGGCGACCUGCGCUGCGCUCGGUUUUUACGAUGGGAAGAAAUAUCAUUUGGAGAGGGACUGCGUCGAGACGCUGAAGGAUCUUAUAAGGUACUUGAGACGAGACGACGAGAAUCACACCAUCAGGUCUUACCUCGGGCGCAUGGAAAUCGUGCAGACCGAUCUCAUCAAAAUACUUGUCGAGCAUUCUAACAAGGAAGAUGUGUUCGAAGUUAAUCUGCGUUUGUUAGCCAACUUGACCAGUCCUGCGCUUCUGCUCUACAACGAGGAGGUGCCGACUGACUCGGUCAAGCGCCAAUGUUACCUACAGCUCACGGCCCACCUUCAGGGAUACAAGUUUAUGCUAGGCGACGAACGGUUUUGGUCGGUGCUCUGUGAGAAGCUCGGAAUGAUAUUGAAUAUUCCCAACAACGAGCGAUCCGAAGACAGAGGCCUCGUCAUUGAGAGGAUUUUAAUUCUGGCUAGAAAUGUUUUGCAAAUUCCAGCUGAUAUCGAAAACGAGAAAAGAGUCGAUGGCGAGGGAACUGUGCAUGAUCAGGUUCUCUUUGCACUUCACACAUCUGGUAUGGUUGACAUGUUCCUAUUCAUUGCCAGCAACCAAGACGAGCAACAGUACCAGAUGCAUAUUCUCGAGAUCGUGUCUCUGAUGCUGCGGGAGCAGAGCGCCAGCAAACUUGCUUCGGCAGGAUUGCAUCGAAGCACAGCUGAAAAAGAACGCGGCGAAGCCGAACUCCUCGCAGGUCGUCAAAGAGAGAAUCGUGAGAAGAUGGAGAAGACGCGGAAGUAUCUUGGAUCCAGACACUCGCGUUUCGGGGGUACCUUUGUCGUUAGAAACAUGAAAGCGAUCGGUGAUAAUGACUUGAUUUGCCACAAGCCUUACGAACCGGAAGCAUUGAAACUCGGUCUAGAGAAGACAAAGGUAAAACGACCGAAGAAUAAAUUGCUGAUGAGAGGCGACAAUCCGGAACGACUGUCCGCCCUCAGCGUGAGGCUUUUCUUGAAGGAGUUUUGUGUAGAGUUUUUAAACGGAGCUUACAACCCGGUUAUGAGAUACGCGAGGUCCUGCAUAACCGGUGGAAAUCGCGCCCAAGCUAACGACGAAAGUUAUUAUUUAUGGGCGUUGCGGUACUUCAUGGAAUUCAAUCGCCAUUACAAGUUCGAGGUGAAAUACGUCAGCGAAACUAUAUCCACCGAGGUCUUUCAUCUCGUUCAGAGACAAUUGGAGCACUACUACGAGAUGAUGGUUACCGACAAAAAGAAAAUUCCGUUGUGGUCGCGGCGGCUUUACCUUGCCCUCAAGGCUUACGAGGAACUGCUCAACACCUUGGCGGCGAUGGACAAAUGCGCCGAGGAGGCUGUUCGAAAAUCGAGCAAGGUCAUUAAGAGCAACGUCUUUUACGUUCCCGAGUAUCGGGAGACGCUUUUGAACCAGUUGCUGUGCUACAACGAAGUCACGAUGUCAAGAAAUUAUCUCAGCGAUCUCGUCCAGACCGUACACGUGUUUCUGAAAAUGCUCGAGGCGUUCUGCAAACAGGGGCAAAGCAUCGUCGUUCAAAGGAUCAAGGCUAGGCAGAGACGCAGGGCUUCAAAAAAAUCUAAGGGCAAUAAGGAAAAACCGCCGACGGCAAAAAGUCUGGAUCAACGGUGGGACGAGGCAACUCCCGAAUUGGCUGCCGUUAUGAAAAGUUCAACCCUACCUGAGAUCGCGCCGUUUGAUGCGACUCUAGAUACGCCGAUCGACGAUCAGAAAGCCGACGCUAUGAAACGAGUGCAAAAAUUUCUUCGUGUCAAUAAAUUUGACGAGGCGAUUGGCCUACUACGAGCGGCAAGGGAGGUUUGGCCGGAAAACGACAGCUUUGGACACGCAGGGAUGACGGAGGAAGAGGAAUUCAUCGCUCUUCGAGAAAUCUAUUUCGCUGACUUGGGCCUUGCUGCUGAGGAGGAAGUGAUGCUUGGGGGACGUUCCGCGCAAGGAAACAGCCGUGAGAAUUCGGAGAACGAAGACAGUCCCGACGACGAGGAAGAUGAAGAUGCCGAACAACCCCACGUCGAGGAGACAAACUUCAGUUUCACCGACUUCCUCUAUCGGUUCGUGAACGUGAAGGUCGUAAAAUCCUGUUCCAUACUCCUGAAACAGUUUAAGGAAAAUACGGCUGAUGUUAAUCACUGCACGGUUAAACUUCUUCACCGCAUUGCUGUACAGUGUAAAACGCCGGCGAUGUUAUUCCAGGCAUCGAUAUUCCGAACAUUUCAAGAGAUUUUGGCGUCUAAGAAUCCAGAACACACGGAAUUGGCAAAGUUCGCUACCUUCAUUGUGAGAAAGUUCGCCGAAGUGGCGGAAAAAAAUCCCAAGGCCUACAUGGAGCUAUUGUUUUGGAAAACGACCCGGGAAGCGACCGAAAUGGUCGAAGGCUACGGGGUCGAGGUCGAAAACAAGAAAGUCUCGCGUGGGGUAUGGACGGAUACCGAGGAAGAUGAGCUUCGUACCCUGUUCAUGGAACAUCAGACAAAGAAAUAUAGCGAAGACCUGGUGGAUUGGCUGUUGAAGAACAUAAUCAACGACAACCGCACGAGACGAGGAGUCAUCAAGAAGUUGAAGGAGAUGAGUCUGAUAGUAAAUUCAAAGGCGGUGCGAAACGAAGUGCAGAAGAGAUUGCCAAAGGAAUGGGGCGAGGAGGAGAAAGCUCAGCUUGCGGAGAUCUGGGAAGUGGUGAAGGACGACAACGAUCCGAUCGAUAUGAUAUACACAGAGCUGAGGGUGAAACGACCAAAGUCAAAGAUCAAAGAUAAGCUACUCGAGUUGGGACUGGCCAAGGAUCGCAAGGAGCUACGGAAGAAACGCAUCCUGAAAAACGUCUCCGGUAAAUCCAGUGGCGGAACAAGGUCUGGAAGCGAUUCGGAAAGCGACCGUGACGAUGACGACGACUCCGCUGAAUCCUUGACGAACGGUGUUAUUCUGACAGCCCGGUCGAAACCCAAAAAGCGCGUGGUAAUUCCGAAAUCGAAGAAGCAGCCUAACAUCGUUUACACCAACGCACAGCUAACUGGCCUCCUCAAAGACGUGAUUGCGAAGAACGAGACGCAGGAUGCCUUGGAGUGGCUGAAAGAGUCGCUUGAGGACGUUCUCGAGGAUCGCGACGAAGAAUCGAACGAAGGCGUCCCGUUGGUACCGGUAACCGACUUUGCAAACGCGGCCAUGGACUCUCCGAGUUUUCAACGGCUUCUACGCGCCCUGGGAAUCGAGCCACCCGCCGACGAACAAGAAACUUACUGGCGCAUUCCGUCCAACAUGCUAAGUUCCACCAUCCGAAAGCGAAUCGAGCUCAUUGCUGACGCUCUGGAUGGUAAACUCGUCGACGAAGAGACACCCGAACCCGUCGCUCUGGAGCCGGUCAAUGAAGAGGACGACAGCGCUGACGAAGGUGGUGACGUCUUUGAGAGCGUAAAAAAAUUUUUUGCCCCAAAGUCCAACAGUUACGAAGUACAAGAUUCGCCUCCGAAUAGCAGUGGGAAUGACUUAGGCAAAAUAGCAAGGAAAGGGACCGUCUCGGGACCAGAGGAACACGAAACUCAGGAAGUGGUUAGUCUCGACAGCAACAGCGUAGCUACGGUCGAUGAUGGGUGGAACAGAACAAACAACAGUCGUAUCAAAGCUUCGAUUCUGGAUUCAGAUUCGGAAGUUGAAGUAAGCGAGGAACGGGAAGAAACAAUCAUUUCGGACGAAGCCAAGCGAGUUAGAUCCGAUAAUUCGGAUACGGAGUCACCUGCGGUAAAAAAACGUCGUUUGGUGGACAGCGACGACGAGAUGGACGAAGGUACGGCUCAGGAGCCAAAGCCGCAGCGGCAAAUCAUGAUUAGUGAUGAUGAGGACUAGUUCGGUUUCAAAAUGUUAAUUCAAAAACGCUAUCGGUCGUUAAAUAAAAUUCAUUUCUUCAGA
Messenger RNA from Neodiprion virginianus, 4360 nucleotides. RefSeq names its product protein timeless homolog (gene timeout). Lineage: Eukaryota; Metazoa; Arthropoda; Insecta; Hymenoptera; Diprionidae. Gene Ontology annotation, molecular function: DNA binding. The transcript has 27 exons. The record is from RefSeq and is a predicted model, not a curated record. Gene Ontology annotation, cellular component: replication fork protection complex. Bases 398 to 4297 code for a protein of 1299 amino acids. Gene Ontology annotation, biological process: replication fork arrest; DNA repair; DNA replication checkpoint signaling.